CACAUUCAAGCUGCGAAGGAUGCUGUUAAACAGAAAACAGAAGACCUGCAAGAGUUAAAGAAGAAUAACAGUGAUAAGGCCUCUAUAGACAAUGCUCUUGAAGAACUCAACAAGGCAAAAGCUUUUCUUUCAAAAUUGGAAGAAACGACUAAACUGAAACCGGGACUUCUUCAAAAGGAUGGCAAAUUUGACUAUUCCACAGAUUUCUUCUCUCGACAGGCAUACUUAACUGUCUCUGGUCAAUUUCAUGUGGAAAGCUUUGCCCACGGCCUUAGCAGUGUGUACACGUUUGGGCCAACUUUCAGACCUGAAAUCUCUCCGAGCAGAAGACAUCUUGUAGAGCAUUGGAUGGUUGAGCCAAAAAUUGCAUUUGCAGAUCUAAAGGAUGCUAUGAAUUGUGCAGAAGACUUGUUGAAAUUCUUAUGUCAGUGGUUGGUUGACAACUGCAUGGACGACAUGAAAUUCAUGGCAAAUCAAUUUGAUAAAAUUCUUUUCGAUCGUCUCCGUCUAGUGACUUCCAAUUCCUUUGAACGAAUUACCUACACAGAGGCAGUUGAUAUUCUGAAAAAGAAUGUCAAGUUUGAGAGGACGAUAGAGUGGGGUAUGGAUUUCAACGCCGACCAGGAGAGAUUCUUGGUGGAAGAAGUUUUCAAGAAACCAAUGAUUGUUUAUAAUCAUCCCAAACAAAUCAAGUCCUUUUCCAUGCGUCUCAAUGAUGAUGAAGUGACAGUUGCUUCCAUGGAUGUGCUUGUUCCAAAGGUAGGAGUAUUGAUGUCUGGAAGCCAACGGGUCAACCAAAUCGCACUGGCAAAUGAAACUUCCAGGCAGUCACUCAGAUAA
Molecule: messenger RNA, 840 nt
Organism: Cryptomeria japonica (Japanese cedar)
Lineage: Eukaryota; Viridiplantae; Streptophyta; Pinopsida; Cupressales; Cupressaceae
Product: asparagine--tRNA ligase, cytoplasmic 1-like
Exons: 1
Biological process (GO): asparaginyl-tRNA aminoacylation
Cellular component (GO): mitochondrion
Molecular function (GO): asparagine-tRNA ligase activity; ATP binding
Source: RefSeq, a predicted model, not a curated record